AUUCAAACCAUUCUUAAGGCUUCAACUGACCCUACGUUCAAAAACGAUUACGACCGCCUGAUCAAUGACCACAGGAUUCUAUUCACGUCUGGAAUUCAUGAGCCUAUUCACUUUCUGCCAUGGCAUCGUUAUUUCAUCCUGCUUUACGACAACCUUCUUCGACGAGUGGACUGCAGAGUUACUGUGCCAUACUGGGAUUGGUCUCGAGUCUCGGGUGAUCCAUUUCGAACAAAUCCUACAGACCUUUGGCAUAGUGGAAAUGCUGGUUUUGGUGGAAAUGGCGUUGCACCAAACGGUUGUGUACAGACGGGUCCUUUCAGAGAGAGCAUCUGGAGCCUCCCUCCCCCUCCAGCGGGGGCGCCAACCGAGCCUGGACCUAGAUGCUUACGGCGACGAUUUAAUGGGAACCCUCCAGACCUGGUUGCCGUGAACAGAGUCCUGCAAAUAAACCUGGUUAACUUCACAGAUUUUGAGCUGCUACUCAGGAUUAAUCUCCAUGACGUUGUUCACUGCUUGAUUGGUGGUACCAUGUGUUUUAAUGACUCUGCUUCAGCGCCUGAGUUCUUUCUUCACCAUGGCUUCAUUGACAAGAUCUGGGAUGACUGGCAAAAGAGGAGUGAUGCUCACCUGAAUGUAUUCUUUCCUAAUAUCAACGAGGUUAUGCCAGGCACUCAGGUGUUUCCCAGGGAGGUUGUUGAUCUUUCCUCCCAGCCAGGUGGCGUUCGUGCAGAAUAUCAGCAACCUAAAAGCCCUGUGAGACCUUCAUCAGGCCAGGGACAUAAUCAGCAACGAAGGAGAUUUUCCUCUCUCAAUGCAAAGGUCAUCAGAGUGUUCCACAUAAAGUCAACUGAAGUCAGUAAAGCGAUGGAGAUGGCAAAGAUGUUACAACCUUGAGCUUGUUGAAAGCAAAGAGGAAAAAACUGUCUCUUUAAGUCAGAUGCACUCCUGACUGAGAUAUCGAUAAUGAGAAAUCUUAGGCUAUUUACUCGCAUUAAAAAGUAACGAAUUUAGUCAUCUCGAACUGAGUUAAACUUUUGAUUUAACUGAUAUAUUUUAAAUAUAUAUAUAUGGAAUUGUGUAAAGCGUAAAAGUAAGCUCAGCUGUAACUUAUCCAUCACCUGGCCCCGAUUUUUCAAAGAGCAGAUAACCCGUUCCAACGGAUAAAUCGCUGUCCAGCGGAAAAGUGUUAACUAAACCUACUGCGCUAUCCAUUCGAUAGAGAUUCAACCAGUGUAUUGCAUUAUCCACCCUUCGAACAACCAGGGCAUGGUGGCAACUGGUGCUAAUAAAUGAUGAAGCAACA
Messenger RNA from Stylophora pistillata, 1303 nucleotides. RefSeq lists its product as uncharacterized. The record is from RefSeq and is a predicted model, not a curated record. Gene Ontology annotation, molecular function: oxidoreductase activity. NCBI's taxonomy places the organism in Eukaryota, Metazoa, Cnidaria, Anthozoa, Scleractinia, Pocilloporidae.